Molecule: messenger RNA, 1484 nt
Organism: Rhododendron vialii
Lineage: Eukaryota; Viridiplantae; Streptophyta; Magnoliopsida; Ericales; Ericaceae
Product: BAG family molecular chaperone regulator 1-like
Exons: 4
Coding region: 349-1239 (296 amino acids)
Biological process (GO): protein stabilization
Cellular component (GO): cytoplasm
Molecular function (GO): adenyl-nucleotide exchange factor activity; protein-folding chaperone binding
Source: RefSeq, a predicted model, not a curated record
CUCCUUAAUUUCCUACCAAUUCCUUUCCUUCUCUCACUUCCUUCGCAUUUCCCUGUCCCUUCCCUCUGCAGUCCAAUUCACACAACACACGGUUUUUGUUACACCAAAUUCUCUUUGAAAAUAAAUCCCUCUGCACCAAAUCUCGUUUAAAAAUAAUUUCCACAAUGGUCUGUGAGACAAGAAGUCACACAGAUUGGUUAUUUUAUAGUCCACAGAUUGUCUCUAUAUAGAUACUAAUACGUGGAUUCUUUCUUCAUCUUUGGAUUUCCUCGGAACUUGACAAGGAACCCUCUUGAAAAACCCUUUUUCUGCAUUGGUUUUUUUAACACCCUUGUCAACCGCGAAGAGAUGCUGAAAAAGAACUCCAAGGCCGCCGGAAUGCUGUCGCCGGCAAGGCAGAGCACGGGCGGUGGAGGAGGUGGCGGUUUGCAGGUGGCCGGUUUGGAAGUCAGGCCAGGGGGAAUGCUGGUGCAACAGAGGAAUUCGGAUCAAAUCUUUUCAGGUCCCAAAGUUAAAGUCAGGGUCAAGUAUGGAUCAGCUUGUCAUGAAAUCAGUAUUUUGCCUCAAUCAAGCUUUGGGGAUUUGAAGAAAAUGCUGGCUGGACUAACUGGGCUACACCCUAAUGACCAGAAGUUGAUUUACAAAGAAAAAGAGAGGAAUUCAAGAGCAUUUCUUGAUGAGGUAGGAGUGACCAAUGGGUCAAAAUUGGUGUUGACCGAGGAUGUAUUGAGCCGAGAGAGACGCGUUCUUGAAUCACGGAGAAGUGAGAAAAUCGACAAGGCAUCGAAAGCCAUAGCCGAAAUUAGGCUCGAAAUUGACAAGUUAGCCAAACAGGUUUCAAAUUUGGAGUUGGAAAUUUAUAGCGGGAGAAAGGCGAAGGAAGCGGUUUUGUUGAAUCUGAUUGAAUUGUUAAUGUCACAACUGCUGAAAUUGGAUGGAAUUGUGGCUGAUGGAGAGGUGAAAUUGCAAAGGAGAGAGCAGGUGAGAAGAGUCCAGAAGUACAUUGAAACUCUUGAUUUGCUGAAGGCUAAGGAUGCUGGAAAUGAACAAAGGCAUUCAAAUGAGCGAAUGCCAAAACAAAUGCAACACCAUUUAGAGCAGAGGAAACAGAGGAACUUGACUACACAAUGGGGAACAAUUGGUUCCGGUGUGGCGGCUGCUCCGCCACCAUUCACUUCCUCCUCCGCGGCUCAUAACUUCCGAUAUUUUUAUGGCAAUCCUCCUUUGCAAUUCCAGUAAACAUUUACCCAAAAAAAGUAUUUCACAUUCUUGCAUUCACGAGGACGUCAUUCAGAAUAGACAUUUUUCGUGGAAAUUUCCGGGCAUAUUUGAUUUUUUCUCUCUCUCUCUCUCUCUAUUCUUCAAUUUGUAUAGAGUAUGUGUGCUGGGUAGAUUACUUUGCUCUCAUUCAGAUGUUGUGUGUAUCUUGUAUAAAUACAUUAGUAAUAAUCUGGGAAAUGAGAAAUUCCCAUCAGGGGUAUUUG